Messenger RNA from Zeugodacus cucurbitae (melon fly), 1042 nucleotides. Its product is annotated as farnesol dehydrogenase. The record is from RefSeq and is a predicted model, not a curated record. The coding region runs from base 72 to 815 and encodes 247 amino acids. The transcript has 2 exons. Lineage: Eukaryota; Metazoa; Arthropoda; Insecta; Diptera; Tephritidae.
UUGUAACUACAUUCCGUUACUAAACGGUAAUUAUAAUAGUUCUAACCUCAAGUAAAGAAAAAAGUGAAAUCAUGGAUCGUUGGGAGAAUCAUGUUGCUGUCGUCACGGGCGCUAGCGCUGGCAUCGGCGCCGCUGUAGCCAAGUAUCUGGCAAAUUAUAAGAUGGUGACUGUAAACCUCGAUAAGAAUAUUGAAGAUUACGAUGCGGUGCGCGCUGAGGUAAGCCCCGAGGUAGCGAAACGUAUGCAUUGCAUACGUUGUGAUGUGCGUAGGGAAGAUCAAAUAAAGGCCGCAUUUAAGGAGAUUGCGAAAAAAUAUGGUCCAGUAAGCGUGUUGGUCAACAAUGCGGGUGUGUUAGUGAAUACCAGGCUAUUGACGGAGAAUAAUUCCGAGGACGUACUUAAUAUGGUCGAAACGAAUCUGAUAGGCGUGGUGUUUUGUACACGUGAGGCCUUUCAUUCGAUGAAGGCGAACGGUAUUGAUGGGCAUGUCUUUAUGAUGAAUACUACAUGCGGGCAUAAGGUGCCAGUACAGCCAAAUAUAAAUAUCAAUCUAUAUCCACCAACAAAACAUGCACUCACUGCGCUCACUGAAAUGUAUCGACAAGAGUUUCUGCAUCAGAAUACAAAAGUGAAAGUAACGAGCAUAAGUCCUGGCAUAACUAAGACUAACUUCAUAGAUCACGUUACAGUGCCACCCUAUACGGCAGUACUCAAUCCGGAAGAUGUGGCCGAUGUAUUAAUUUACUGCCUACAAACGCCACCGCAUAUACAAAUUCAUGAGGUAAUCAUGAAAGCUAUUGGUGAUAUUGUUUAGAAAAGUUUAAAGGGCAAAUAAAAUUAUAAUAAAAUGUAAAUGCAACGAAUUUUGAUUACGCAACAAAAAACGUCACGCUUGCGAUAUGUAGUGUCGCACUAUACUACGCAUUUUUAUAGGUUGUUUAAUUUUUUUGUUAUAAUGUGAUAUUCGGUUGGUUUGAGUUAAGAGAAAAACUGAGGGUUGCCACCCUUCUGAACUUUUAAAAUUAAACUUUAAUCUUUUUA